Molecule: messenger RNA, 4395 nt
Organism: Symbiodinium natans
Lineage: Eukaryota; Dinophyceae; Suessiales; Symbiodiniaceae
Source: the annotation of a GenBank genome assembly
AUGGUUCACAGAAGGCAAUCAACCGCGCUACACUUCGAGCCCUUCCACUACAGCAUUGCAACCGCCUCCCACAAGAUUUUGUCCAGCAUUUCGAGUGAGAAGCCAUGGGCCACGAGAAGGAUUGUGAUGCGCUUCGAACUCAGCCUUCGCACGGAGCAAACAGGUAGUGUAACGGCUCACGUGUACCUCUACGAGCAGAGGGAGCCUGCUGCAAGACCUCGUGCUGGUGCCACCUUCGGUGGAAUCGACGUUAACAGAGACCCAGUAGAGGCCAACAUCCUGUUCAUCAGCCCCCCAUGGAAGAAGGCUGCGAAGGCUUCCAGGUUCUUCCGACGCAAGCUUGGCGAUCUGCUGCUGCCGAGCCUGGGCAUGUUAGCAGAGGGCGGAGGCAUUGAUUGUCUGUGGACCACUCUGGACCCGAGCCACACGUGGCCUCUGCUUUUGAUCACCAGGGGUUGUCUGUGGCCUUUGCGGAUCACCAUUGCACAACCGAAGGAAGAAAAGGAAAGGACCGUUCCUGACAACAUUCUGCAGAAAGGUCAUCGGAGGUACAUGUUAGUUCAGAAGCAUGGCCUCUGCGUCUUCGCAACAACAAAGAACAGGGAACUGCGAGGACUUUGCUCCGCGUUCGAUGUUUCCUGCAAGAAACUCCCACCCCUGGAUGGCAGCGAGGCGCUCUACCAGGAUGGGAAAAGCAGCUUGGCGAUUCGCAUACUUUGCGGAGAGGCCGUGAGUAAUCCAGAGCACAAUGCCUACGACCGAGGAAUGAUGAGGCUGACAGGGCGCCGUCAGUUCGGCUCAGAAACGGGUGCUGCAGUGGUUGCAGAUCGAUCCUUGCAGGCCGAGGCACGCGACGCUGCGAUUCUGCUUUCGGGCAUCCAGGAUGCGCCGUCACGUUCGAUGCUUGCUCCGGCCAUGAUGUGCGUGUGCGGACCAGGUUUUGAGCUCGGCCGUCACAAGUCCAAGGCGUUUUCCGACGGAGCUCCAGUGCCAACUGCAACAGCUCUAUGGACCAAAGAGCCACAGACGGCAUGGGUGGACCUUCGUCUUGCACAAGGGCCACUCAGGCCACAGCUCGGCGACUUAAAGGCCUACUUGGAGCUCGCGGGCCUUCUUCCUGCAUCUUUCACUCCGUCCGGCGCAACAGCCGCCCUAGUCACUGCCUUACUGGCCUGUUGCAACAUACUAGCCGUGGAGAAACGUCCCGGCUACGAGCAUGCCCGGGAGGAGGAUGCCCCUUCCGACGUCUACCGCUUCUUACACCGUCUGCCAGUCGCCGUCCCCGUUUGGCCGAAUCCAGCGCAAGUGUUCCGAUGCAGAGGGCAACAGCUGCUGUUCCCUUUCCGCGCUCUCUUUGCACAGCUCUCGCCCGACUUCGGACAGGCUUUCAUUCUUGGCAUGCUGGGGAGCAUGGCGCAGGAUGUUCAAGCAUCGAGGUCCGUGCCCAGCCUGGAACUCUUUCAACUGUCAGAAGUCCAAGGCCACGUCUUCCGUCGAUGCAAUGGAUCUCAAGCUUUCCGGAACGGAGAGCAAGAGUUCUUUCUUUUCCUGGUGCAGCUUAUGCCCAACUCCACCACAGCCAGCGCUUUCCGCAUUCUCCAGCUGCGCAGCUGGAUGCCCUAUGCAUUGUGUUCCCCGCUGGCCUUGGAGCCUGCUGGAGCGGGCUUUGAGCAGCAUGCAGCUCCUCACUUUCACGCUUUGCAUUCACCCGACAAUGCUUUGGCCUUUAGCAAGCAGGGAUGCACGGAAAGCACAGCCGUCACAUCCGUCACGAUGAGCAUUCCGUGCUCUCCGGAACGCCUUGCUCUGAGUCCCGAUACCAUCGAUACGCCCUUCUGCAUGGUGGGUGGCGUACUGUGCUUCUGGAAGCACCGCCGCAAGUUAAAGAGCCUGGUGCAGCUUCGCUCUUGCACUGCACUAGCCGCUAGCCAUGGAGAAGCGUCCUGGCCCGGGAAGCGCACGCCCUCGUUAGCGAAGGCUGGUCGGUACUCCUGUGUGCCCCACCGAGACGACAAACUGAAACUCCAGGCUGACCGAGACGAGAAACUGAAACUCGAGGUCGCUGCUCACGGUGCUGCUCACAGCUACUUGGGGCUCACGGGCCUUGCGUGUUCCUCGGCCUACCCAGGUGCUGUAAGCUUAUUGGGCACCUCCCCAGUUGCGGUGUCACUGGCCCGCACUGGCAUUUCGGCUCGCAGACCUCAGGACAGACAGCACCUGCAGCCCACGCCCGAUUCCGCAACCACUUUCGCCCUGGGCGUUCAUCAUAACUGGACAUUGCUCAAUGACAUCGUUUGCAGCAACAAUGUCCGGCCAGCCCGGGAAGGGCAUGCCCUCGUUGCCGAAGGCUGGUCGAUACGCCUGAGCAAACUGAAUCUCCAGGUUGCCAAGUGUCUUGCAGCCACGAGCAUGGCGCACGGCCAGCAGUACCAGAGCUUACCUAUGGUGAACUCUUCUAAGUUGGGGCUUCCAGGCCCUGUUUCCUCCGAAUCCGUGGUUUUCAAGUUAUCCAAAACACUGAUCGACAGCUGUCGCUUGCCGACGUUCGACUCCACAACCGCUAUCGAUGUUCAAGCAUCGAGGUCCGUGCCCAGCCUGGAACUCUUUCAACUGUCAGAAGUCCAAGGCCACGUCUUCCGUCGAUGCAGUGGAUCUCAAGCUUUCCGGAACGGAGAGCAAGAGUUCUUUCUUUUCCUGGUGCAGCUUAUGCCCAACUCCACCACAGCCAUCGCUUUCCGCAUUUACCAGCUGCGCAGCUGGAUGCCCUAUGCAUUGUGUUCCCCGCUGGCCUUGGAGCCUGCUGGAGCGGGCUCAGGCCUUGUUUUUAGAGGGCCACCUGUGCUCGAGCAGCUCACGCCCGAUUCUGCAGCCACUUUCGACCUUGGUGCUUGUCAGAGCAUGUUCAGGGACCCCUUCCCGGUCUUACUGAGCACAGAGGGCACAGAAGGGGGCGCGUUGGUUCGCGCACUUCAUGCCUGCAUGGGCAUGGCCCAAGACGUGCAAAGCGUUCUUCAUCCAGGAUUCGUCCACGCCAACUCUAUAAGAUGCAUUUUCCACUUGCGCAGCUGGAGAAUUGGGAAAGCUGCAGCGGUCGAGCGGGGAGACAUGCUGAUCCUCGCCCGCGUCUUGCAGGGGGCAUGGUGCACCAUGAGCCUGUUUUUGGUCUGGUCCACAACACGCCACUGGGCCUUACUUUGCUCCUCCAAGGCAGAGCUGAUGUCGGCCGAAAUCCUGUCCGCAGGCGCCUCGGCCUUUCAAACGGCACUGCUUAGAGCAACUCGAUUCGACAUCCACGUGUGCCUUAAGGCUGAUCUGCACAAUCUCCACCUGAUGCUCCUUAUGACCAAGUCCUGCCGCACCGCCAAAGGCAAGGCAAUCGAGGCCCGACUCCAUACCUGCGAUCGCACUCUGAAUUCUGCAGCUGUGCAGCUGAAUCUUCCCUGCGUGCUGUAUUCCCUGGCGUUAAGGAGAGAGCAAGAGCUGCCACCGUCACCUUUUCUCGUGGAGCUUAUGCCCACCACAACCGCCAUCGCUCUCUGCAGCUGGAGUGGAUGCCGAGCCUUUGCGCAAAGAUUGUUGCAGGGAGGCGGGGCUCCUUUGCACAAGUGCCUUGCAGCCACGACUACGGCGCAGGAUGUGCAGACAACACAGCUCUGGCCGAGUCUGAGAUUCCUCGGUCAGAAGUCCCAGCCCACGUCCUUCAACUCAGCGGAUCUCACGUGCCCCAACACAAAGAGCAAACAGGGAUGUUCAGUCGAACUUCUUGCUACCUGGCAUCACCGCUCUGUUUCUACGAUGGCGAUGAGGCACUGUGAACCCCUCGCCUUGUCUGGCUUUCACGCCGACCCGAAGAUCGUGUGGGCAUUGCAAUCCCUCAAACAGCAACAGCAGCAACAGCGGCUGCCAUCUCUCCCUGCUCAAUUCAUGCCAGGCUGUGCAACCAUCGCUGAGUUCUCCGCUUGUGCAGGGGCAUGCCAGGCAUGCCCUGUGUGCCUCUUGGCCGCCCUACUACCUACUGGACCCACGCGCGUGGAGCCGGCCGCCUUCAUGGCCGAAAUCUGCCAGAGACUGGGAGCAGCCAAGGCCAGCCUCGCGGCACCCACAGCCUACACUGAUGUCAAAGCUGGGCACCUUGGCACUGCUGACGCAUGCCGGGCCCAGGGAGUGCGGUUUGUGCCGCUCGUCGCUGAGACGAUUGGCGCAUGGGAGCCGACGGCCGCCAGGGCCGUCCUGCAAGUGGCGCAGACCGUUGCUUUUCGUGAAGGUGGGGAAGUGGCAACCGUGCAUGGCCAGCUACUGCAGCAUCUCUGCGUCCUCGCCCGAGGACACAGGGCCCGCGCGGCCCUCCGCAGGCGCGUUGAGUUGGCGUCUGCAGCGGCCGAAGCCGGCGUGUGA